AGCGACCCCACCAAGAUCUGUUUUCCUCUUUACAUAUCAUCGAUUUCUUAGUCGCAUGGUGAAAAUGAGGCGAUGUUCAUUUGUGUACUAGUACCCGAUUUUUUAGAUUCUAAUUGAAUGAAAAAUAGGCGAGCAACGGUGUGACAUGUCUCCAAAGUCGUGCCAUAAUUCCAGGUGAUCAUUAGAUCCAGUUUUGUAAGAGCGACGUCUUCGUCGCGCAUCGUUGUACUUGUUUUUCUUCGUCACAACUCAUCACAUAAUUUGAUUUCCUGAUAGUACAACUUUAAGUCUCAGCUCUGCUCAGGUAAAACUAACAAUGAAGUGGUUCGAGGAUUGAAGUUUUAGUUUAUUUCUACAGUAGCACAAUUUGAUGUUCUGAUGAAUCGGUGAACCUGCCACAAACAGCAGCACAAGAACUACAUUAUAUCGACAGGACUUCUUGUAGUCCUCCCGCCAUGUAGUUGAGGACCACCAGGAGCAGUUCCUGUGCAUGGUAAAAGUGGGAACGAGGUGCAGUUGGAACGCAAAUUAACCGAGCAUUGCGAACAGGAACAGACAGAGCACGAAAACCAUACGCAAGGAAGAUUAUUUUAUUUUGUCGGAGUUAAUAUUGAGUAGACGUAUUGCUUAUGCUUUCUAAACCAGCACGUCGACGCUGAUCAACAUGACCGAGCAACCAGGCAGUCAAUCGCCAAGGACGCCGGUCACGCCGCGGCGAAGGACGGGUCCGGAGGUGGGCAGAGGACCUCCUGCUCCGCAAAUUGGAGCUGCUUCUGGUCCAGCUGACGAUCGAGAUCAUGCAGCUGCUGGCAGAGCUGCAGCAGCACCCAGUCCUCCACCUUCUGGUAGCGCUAGUACCAGCAAGACCAAACCGACUCAUCUCCCGCGUGUGCGCCAUCUGAUUGUGUUUCAGCACGGUAUUCAGGGUGCGGCCUCGGACUUUGACAACCUGGUUCUUGCCAUCCAGAAGGAGUACAGAUCGGCUCUGGACGCCAAAGAUCUGCCGAUAGUAAACGUAAAUCCUGGUCAAAACGAAACGAUCGCACAGAAGAUAAAAGCCUCUCCCCGCAUGCUGCUGGGAGCCGUGAUUGGGCGCAGUCCUUUCCGUGAGUCCCCUCAGUCAUCUCCCCGUGCGAGCGAAGAGGACCCGCGGAAGGCCUCUCAGGGAGAUGAGCAGCGUGGGUCGAACGCCGAGCGGAAGUUAGACAUUCAGGACCGGGUGCUCAAGAGCAAGGCUUCCGAGGGAGGACGCUGGUCCGAAGAUGUGGCCGCGGUUGGGACAACAGCAAGCGGCUCCCAAAAUAAAUUUUCGCCUCGACCCAGAAGCACAAACGAAGAUGGCACCAGUACUACUAUCGGCGCUGGCAAAAAUGCUACUGAUUUAUCGGGGAGCACGACCAGACGGGCAAACCGGUCCGCGAUCGGGUACUCACCCCGCGCAGUUUCGCCCAGGGUAAACGUAAAGACCGAAGAGGAAAUCGAAGAAAUCGAAAUCCACACGGCAAAACACUCGGACUGCUUUUUCGGGACGACAGACGGCCUCGCGGCCGGCGGGAAGCGCUUGUUCGAGGAGAUUUGGGCAAAGCUGACCGAAACCGACAUAGCUCACUCUGAACAGUAUUACCACGAUGCCGCGGUAGAAGCAGUGGCCAACUCGCUGUCAGGUAGAGACUUCAACUUCUCUGGGCGUAAAACGAAAGAGCAAGGAGGUAGCAGGGCGGGGGCCGCUCCUGGGUCGAUUGCACCUAGACCUACCACUCCGAGAAAUAAAACUAAUGGUACUAGCCCGUCCACCCUCGCACCGGUCCGGUACCUCUCGGUGGUCGGACACAGUCUCGGGGGCCUGUACCUGCGGUAUGCGCUGGCGCUGCUGCAGGAUCGCCUGGAGCAGCAGCCCCGAAAACUGCAGUUCUGCACGUUCCUCACGCUCGCGACGCCCCACUUGGGCAUCCGACGCCCGCAGCAUCAAAACUUCUGGAAUGACCUCGUGCAGACGCUCGCGAGCUGGGGAAACAAAACGCAGCAGGAGCUGUGUCUGGAGGAGCCCGAGUUGACCGCUUUAAUACCCCCGGACCAUUUUACGCGACCCGUGCGGCGGCGCGACAGCGAACGGCCAAGCCCCCUGCUGGUGCAAAUGGCCACUGAGGAGCGAUUCCUGGCGCCCCUGCGGCAGUUUCGCCGCCGGUUGCUCUACGCCAAUGUGUUCUAUGACGUGCUGUGUCCCUACUGCACGGGGAGCAUCCGCCCGGUGAACCCAUAUCGCCACGAGUUCGACAUGCAGAGGCUCGGCAUUCAAAUGGUCGCGCACCCACCUCCUGCGAAAUCCAAAUCUGUAGAUAUCGAUGACCACGUGGAGCAGGUCGAGCAGAGUGGUCAGAAGAGGGGGGGGACGACGACUUCUACGACUUUUAAAAAGAGCCUAGGAGGUGCUCCACCUCCAGCUCCUGUUGUCCAAAGCAGCUUGCUGGGUUCGCAAGGAUUGCACCCUGACUGCAAGUACGUGUACAACCUUUACGGAGCUGGUGCAAAGUCGGAGACGAGCAGCACGCCCACUAGCGGCGAACAAGCCAGGACGGCUGCAUCAAAGCUGCAGAUGACCGCCGGGUCGUCGUCCACUGUCAACAACUACAUCUCGGCUCGCAAACAGGAAGAGCUGCAUAGCCGGAUCGUGGACGAAAGAGUUGUCGACAUCGUUGCCGCGAAACUUGCGGCAUACGACGAGCUGGUCAGAAAUAGAAAAACUAAAACAUCCGCGAGCAAAAAAUCGACAGCAUCCGCAUCCUCUCCUCCCUGCUCUCCGAGACAAGGAACGCGGCCGCCAUCUUCCGCCGCGCAGCCCCAGCCGCCAGCUGGUGCGCCGCUAGAGCCUCCAAACGGUGCUGCUCCUGGUGCGGCGCGAAGUGGUCGGUCUACGGCGCAGCAAUCCUCCAUCAACGCCGACGGAGAACAAGCUGGAGAGGACAUCGAAAGACAGGCCUCCGGAGACCCUGACGAGCUGGGAGCGUGCGUCGGGCCGGUCGUGCCAGCCGCAGAAGGGACAAACACGACGACAUCCACACCCAACACACCGGGCCGACGAGCGGUGUCUGCGGGCUUUGCACUGCGCGAUAAAAGGUCCCAGGAGCUGCAAAAAAUGAUGCACUGCCUAAACACCAUGAGCUGGGAGCGUGUGGAUGUCAACAUGAACCUAUGAAAACGAAAUUUUUAUACGGAGAGGGCUAGAACGGGAAAAACUCGGCGCUAUCUUCACUGUCUUACAGAAUGAUCUUCAUCAAUCUACAAACCGACGCUUGCUCUUCUUGAGCAUCUUGGUGCUCAUGCUCUUCGAUUCCGUUUCUGCAUCAUGAAAGAAGCAGAGGCGUCCACCUCUGGGGGGGACCUCUUGUAUCUCUUUCCUGCAUGAUGUGCUGGUGUGUCAUAUAUUCUAAAUAACUCACUGAAAGAACUCAAUCUCAACGCAUCCAGCAAAAGCAAAAACUGGCAUAAUUCGAAGUAGAUGCGAUAAAGAUCAUAGUGAUGGUGCCGACGUACGAGCUCCCGUACUAGCUGAAAAAAGAAUUUUCCAACUUUCAUACACCUCCGCACGGGCACAUUGUUAACUCUAAAGUGCCUUACGUUAAAAGCAAUUCAAAAUGAUUUCAAAAGGAAUUCAAAAAAGCGCACUUUUCGUUUUUCCGUGAAAUUGGGCGGCCAUUUCCUUUAUUUUUUCGGAUGCGCGGCUUCUUUUUUCGGCGUUUGAUUGUCGUCCUGUGUCUGGCGGCCUAGUGCAAUAGAAACUGGGCAGGGCGGAUUUGUAAACGCUCGCUCAGUUGCGGUAGUGGGUUUCUGUUUCGGGCACACGAUUGGAUGUAAUGUGGCCAGGUUUCGCGCGCCAGUUUGUGCACCUGCCACGUCUUACAGCGAAUCGCUCUCAUGUAUGCCCAGGACCGAGGCACCCAGCUCGGGCUCCUCUAGAACCUCUGCUCUAGGGUCAAAGACGGCAGGAUCCCUUCUGUCUCGCGUUAUUGCUGUAGCUGCCUCCGGGACAUGCUUUAGCCCUGUCGCGGAAGCACUUUUUGUGUAAAGUUUUUCCUUCGUGACCUCUUCCUGCCCCUCUUUCUUUCAGGGUGUUGUGGUAUAGCUUGCGGGACGUCGUUAUGGUCGGCUUUCACGCCAAAGGGCUUCUCGACAGCGCUUCGGAAGGUGGAUUCCGAUACUCCAAAGGGUCUGAAGUAAAGCAAACCAACUCAAGAGGGUCCGGGUCUUGAGGAAUCUCCUUUCGCCAGAUUCAAAAAAUAGUUGGAAAUAAGUUGGAAGCCAACUUUUUUCUGUUUGCCAUACUAAGAAUCCCUGACCCAACUAAUUUUGAACUUGUAUCCAACUUCUUCCCAACUAUUUUUUGAAAUUGCCCAGGGCCGCCAAUUUCUUUUUGAAUUGUUCCGGGGCCGCCAAUUUCUUUUUGAAUUCCAUCUCCCCCGCCAAUUUCUUUUUGAAUUCCGUUCCGGCCGCCAAUUUCUUUUUGAAAUUGCUCAGGCUCGCCAAUUUCCUUUUGAAAAUGGGCACUCUGUAUGAUGUCGCUCUGGUAUUGGUUUUGUCUGUGGCCUGGCAUAUAUGGUAGGCCCUAAUAAGGCUCCACCAAUCGGAGGGACAGGUUGCAUCUGGGCGAUCUUUCGGCCGCCUCGGGAACAGUAUUGCGCUGGCCCCAUGCGCUGCGGCUUUGGGCGGGCGUGGUGUCCUUCAGAUGAAUUCUCGAAAGCCCCUGGCGGUCCAAUCUUGGGCGGCCGCGCCAUUGUCCAGAGCUUAUGGCCGUGCCAAUUCCAAGCCACACACACUCCCAAAUGAAGCACACGCAAAAAUGGCUGGCGUUGCGCUAUUCAAGCAAGUUGGCCCGCGCAGGCACACGGCAUAGGACCCGGGAAUGGUCCACACCCGGGUCGCGCUCAUUCAUUUUGGCCGGAGAUUCGGCAUUUUUGUGUGCAGACGAAAGUCAAAAACCUUGACUUUUUGAAUUCCUUUUGAAAUCAUUUUGAAUAUGAAUUAACGCCAAGGCGCUUUGCGAUUAAGGCACAUUGGCUGAUCUGCGGCCAGGUCCGACACACCGCCAUUCUGGAUCACAUCGCGAAAAAUCUCGUAAUGGGGGAUCCCAAGCUUCAUUCUGCAUCGUCGUCGUCGUCGUCGUCCCAGAUGAAUCCGCCGGCGGCCGCUCCAAAAUAACAGAUAGGAUUUUACUUGCCGUGUGCGUGUGAAGGAAUCUUCGAUCGGACCGCGACUACGCGACAUCGAUCCUCGUAUUGCUCUGACACCACACGACGCAGAGGCACACGGGCCUUCAUCGUUCUACUUCGAGCUCUCUUUUUCAUUCUGCGAUCGAUUCUACAUUUUUUAUGAGCGGGGUAACAAAUUCUGACGAGUUGUGGCCGUCCCACUUCUCACCCGCCCGGCCGGGUGGGUGACUAGUGGGACGGAACCAGGAUCCUGACCAGCUGGCCGGAUCUGAAAGCCUCAAAAACAACGCUUUUUGUUUUCCGCACCUGAUUCUUCUUUCUACCAGCCACACCCGCAGGUCUUGCAGGAGGUGGUAGAAAGAAGAUUCAGCUCGUGGACAAGAAAAUGCUGCUCUGGCUUACUGAAAGCCUCAGACAGCGCAGUUUUUUGUUUUCCGCACCUGAUUCUUCUUUCUACCAGCCACGUCUGCAGGUCUUGCAGGAGGUGGUAGAAAGAAGAUUCAGCUCCUGGUAAAAAAAGCGUUGCUUUGGCUUGCCGAAAGCCUCAGAAACGCCGUUGUUUGUUUUCAGCACCUGACUCUUCUUUCUACCAGCCACGUCUGCAGGUCUUGCAGGAGGUGGUAGAAAGAAGAGUCAGCCCGUGGUGAAAAAAGCGUUGAUUUGGCUUACUGAAAGUCUUAGAAACAGCGUUUUUUGUUUUCCGCGCCUGAUUCUUCUUUCUACCAGCCACGCCCGCAGGUCUUGCAGGAGGUGGUAGAAAGAAGAUUCAGCUCGUGGCAAAAAAAAUGUUGCUUUGGCUUACUGAAAGUCUCAAAAGCAGCGCUUUUUGUUUUCCGCACCUGAUUCUUCUUUCUACCAGCCACGCCCACAGGUCUUGCAGGAGGUGGUAGAAAGAAGAUUCAGCUUGUGGUAAGAAAAAUGUUGCUUGGGCUUAUUGAAAGCCUCAGAAACAGCGUUUUUUGUUUUCCGCGCCUGAUUCUUCUUUCUACCAGCCACACCCGCAGGUCUUGCAGGAGGUGGUAGAAAGAAGAUUCAGCUCGUGGCAAAAAAAAUGUUGCUUUGGCUUACUGAAAGUCUUUGAAGCAGCGUUUUUUGUUUUCCGCGCCUGUUUCUUCUUUCUACCAGCCACACCCGCAGGUCUUGCAGGAGGUGGUAGAAAGAAGAUUCAGCUCGUGGCAAAAAAAUCGCUGCUUUGGCUUACUGAAAGCCUCAAAAGCAACGCUUUUUGUUUUCCGCGCCUGAUUCUUCUUUCUACCAGCCACGCCCGCAGGUCUUGCAGGAGGUGGUAGAAAGAAGAUUCAGCUCGUAGUAAAAAAAGUGUUACUGUGGCUUAUUGAAAGCCUCAGAAGCAGCGUUUUUUGUUUGCCGCACCUGAUUCUUCCGGCCACGCCCGCAGGUCUUGCAGGAGGUGUUAGAAAGAAGAUUCGGCUCGUGGCAAAAAAGCCGUUGCUUUGGCUUACUGAAAGCCUCAAAAGCAGCAUUUUUUGGUUUCCACACCUGAUUCUGCUUUCUACCAGGCACACCCGCAGGUCUUGCAGGAGGUGGUAGAAUUGCCGCCGUUCUCGUGGUCAGGAUCCUGGUUCCGUCCCACUAGUCACCCACCCGGCCGGGCGGGUGAGAAGUGGGACGGCCACAACUCGCCAGAAUUUGUUACCCCGCUCUAUAUUUUUGUAUGCCGACGAACGCGACCCCGACGCCGUCUGGAGCUCUACUUGAGGCCAGCACAUGUUGUUCGAGUUCAAAAAAAAAGCCACUGAAGAUGAAGAACUUCCUGGUGUUGUUCGUCCCAGUUGUCCUUCUCUACUUCGAGAAGGCAAAGGCAUCUUUUACUUCUAUUACUUACAAAUGGUAUAAUUUUAAGCCGUCCCUAGUUUACUUACAUUGACAUUCAUUUUCAUAGCUGUUAGUUUAUUAACACAUGAUACAUCGAAGAUGUUCUUGUUCCCUGUCGCGUAACGAACUACCCCACUGCAAGGACGAUGCAUUCACGACAUUUGUUUGAUUAACUCACUCGUGUAGCGCGAGCCGCGGUCGUCCUCGGGAGCACAUGUUUUUUCCGCAGGUGUUUAGCUCAACUGAUUGCAACAGCGACUUCAUAAUUCCCUUGAAUGAAGAUCAUUCCAUCAUUAUUUGAGUUCUGCAAGCGCGCCCAGUACUUACUACAGUUGAAAGGAG
Molecule: messenger RNA, 7379 nt
Organism: Amoebophrya sp. A120
Lineage: Eukaryota; Dinophyceae; Syndiniales; Amoebophryaceae
Source: the annotation of a GenBank genome assembly